Molecule: messenger RNA, 1098 nt
Organism: Seminavis robusta
Lineage: Eukaryota; Bacillariophyta; Bacillariophyceae; Naviculales; Naviculaceae
Source: the annotation of a GenBank genome assembly
AUGGCACUCUAUGAGCUUUCAAACUGUGUUCACACUUUGUUUCCGUUGUUGUUGUUACUAGCCUUCACUGCCAGUGCUGUCCUUCAUGGCCGUCCAUCAUUGUCAUCGUUCAAGCUGGAGAAAUUCUUGUGGGCACUGAGCAGCGAAGGGAUCAAUGAACUCAAAUGCAAGGUUGCAAACGCAAGUCUCUCUGUCAAGUGGCCCAUCAAAACUCUUCCGAAGUGGCUUAGAGAACUAUACGAAUCAUUGCAGACAGCUGGCAAGAAGGCUGCUCUCCCGCUUCUGAAAUGGGACAGAGGAUUGUGCAAGCCACUGUGCAAACCACUGCGCGUGAGUGGCAAUGCUGCGAACAACAAGAGACAAAAGAGAGACCCUGCUGCUGACCUCAUCUGUCCCAUCACAAGAGAGCUUCCAUGGGUGCCUGUGGUUGCUCAAGACGGUAGAACCUACGAAAAAGAGGCCAUUGAGACCUACUUCCAGACACAGCAAGAAAAAAAACUACCAAUCAAGUCACCUGUGACCAAUGAACCCAUUGGUGCAAAACUCCUGCCUGCCCCGCAAAUCAAGAGUCUGAUUGAGACAUUGAUUGAGAAUGAAGCCUUUUUGAGUGAUGUGGCGGAAGCUUGGAACAAGAAAGUCCAGGAAACAAAGGUCAAGGAAGAAUUGCUCCAAAAAGCCAAUGACGGUGAUUGUGAGGCCAUGCAAGCAGUGGCAAGCAACUACAGAAGUGGAAGCGACAGCUUUGAAAAAGACGAUAGCUUGGCCUACCAAUGGUACAAGAAGUCACAUGAAGCUGGCAAUGUGAGAGGAACAGCUGGUCUUGGGUUAGCACUUGUACAAGGCAAGGGCGUGCAACAUUGUUGCUCAAUGGGCAUGGUCUACUUGACACUUGCUGCAACUGCAGGAUCUGAGUCUGCUGCUCAUUGCAUGGGAACCAUAUUUGCCAGAGGAUAUUAUGGUAUGCCGGUGAAUGAAAAAGAAGCAAUUGUUUGGCUCCGCAAGAGCUUGGGAGAUUGUGCUUACCCCAACAUGGAUAAUAGUGUGAAGGGGGAAACACAGAGACUAUUGGAUGAGCUCUUGGCGAGUGAAUCCAACUGA